AUGUGAAAAUAUCCAUCACACUGGGAGUUCUCAAAGCUGACGUGAAAUAAUUCACCUGAUAAAUAUACCUGUUUUGAGCCGCAAGAUAAUCCGUCAAGACUUAAUAUAAAAAAAAAUCAAACAAACAACACGUUUAUCUCAGUUUUUUCAAAUGAAGCACUUCCCGACAACUCCAUCAAUUAUUUUGAAGUUCGGUUUAAAAACUUUAAUAAUAAAAGAGAAACUUCAAACAUCAUAGUAGGGAUCGCAAUUAAUCCUAAAGAAAACCAAAUUAAUGAAGCGUUUACAAACAACCAAAAUGGAUUCGGCUUUUAUUUGAAAUUUCAGUCAUUAAGGCAUGGAAGCAGCUUUUGGGGAAGGCAUUAUGCAGAUACGAAAGAUAAAAUCACAAGCGAAGACGUCAUUGCAGUAAUUGUAGAUAAAAUUGAUGGGACUUUAAGCUACCUUAUAAAUGGCAUUGAAUAUGGUAUAGCUUUUGUAAACGAAAAGAUAAUAAAUGAAAAUGUCUAUGCAGCUUUAAGCUUCAGCUCUAAUGUAUCCUCAAUUGAAUUUGUAAAAUCAAGAUUUUAUGUAUGGACAAUGAUUAAGGGAAUUUUAUAUAUUAGAAAAAAGCGAGUGAACAAGCUGAUUGAUGGUCUGCCAAUUAGUUUAUUUAGAGAACUUCUAUUUUAUUUAUAUUAA
Molecule: messenger RNA, 681 nt
Organism: Blepharisma stoltei
Lineage: Eukaryota; Ciliophora; Heterotrichea; Heterotrichida; Blepharismidae
Source: the annotation of a GenBank genome assembly